Messenger RNA from Alternaria hordeiaustralica, 420 nucleotides. RefSeq lists its product as uncharacterized. The record is from RefSeq and is a predicted model, not a curated record. NCBI's taxonomy places the organism in Eukaryota, Fungi, Ascomycota, Dothideomycetes, Pleosporales, Pleosporaceae. The coding region runs from base 1 to 420 and encodes 139 amino acids. The transcript is spliced from 3 exons.
AUGCCGAUCACCUGGACCAACCCAGAGGUACUCGAGCGCCUGUUCAUCGCAACACUCGCCAGCUUCGAUAACAAAGUAAACAUCCGCUCAAUCGCCACUCUCUACGGCGGCGAAAUGACCUACGACGCGCUUGAGAACCGGAUGCGCAAGUUCAAGAAAGCAGCUACCGCGCUCAAGGACGAGUCCGCCGACCGUGAAGAUACUCCCAAGAGCGUCGCGAAGCCGCGCGCGAAGAAGGGCAGUGCUAGUCCGGUCAAGGGUGCUGUCAAGACCGGUCGCGUUACCAAGAAGAAGGCUCCGGCUGCUCCCAAGAUCAAGCCUGAGCCGAUGCUUGAGGAGGACGAGGGUAUGCAUGGUAUCGUUGAGGAGGGACUAGAGGCUGGUGAAGAGGUCAUUGACGAGAUUGAGGAGGAGGUCUAG